This is a messenger RNA of Cicer arietinum (chickpea), 695 nucleotides long. Its product is annotated as probable prolyl 4-hydroxylase 3. Gene Ontology annotation, cellular component: endoplasmic reticulum. Gene Ontology annotation, biological process: peptidyl-proline hydroxylation to 4-hydroxy-L-proline. Gene Ontology annotation, molecular function: procollagen-proline 4-dioxygenase activity. The record is from RefSeq and is a predicted model, not a curated record. Lineage: Eukaryota; Viridiplantae; Streptophyta; Magnoliopsida; Fabales; Fabaceae.
GUAAAAGAAAAUAAUUUAUUGGGAACAAUUAAAAGAUCAUUCUCAAAUCUUAUUUUACUCCUUCAAUUAAUUCAUCCAUCUUUGAAAUUAAAACAUUAUGGUCAAACCCAGACAAUCUCGCGUGUGGUCUCGAAAACCGUCGGUAAAAACAUUACACAAAUUGAUCGUCACUUUAGUUAUUACGAUCACCUUCCUAGUUCUCUAAUUAGUUGGCUCUAUUCCUAAACUUAACCACCUCAAUUUCAUCUCUCAUAAUGCUCAAAGAGCAUGGUGAAGGGCUUCAAGUUCUCUAUUACAAAGUUGGACAAAAGUAUGACACACAUGGUGACUUCUUCAUGGAUAACUUUAGUGUUAGGCAUGGGGGUCAACGUAUUGCAACAAUGCUAAUGUACCUUUCAGAUGUUGAAGAAGGGGGUGAGACGGUGUUCCCAUAUGCCAACAGAAUUUUAGUUCUGUGCCAUGGUGGAAUCAGCUUUCUGAUUGUGGAAAAAAAGGACUUUCAAUUAAGCCAAAGAUGGGUGAUGCUUUACAGCAUGAAGCCUAAUGCUACUUUAGAUCCAUCUUAUGUCCAUGUUCCAGGUAGUUGUCCUGUAAUCAAGGGUGAUAAGUGGUCAUGUGCCAAAUGGAUGCAUCUUAAUGAAUUCAAUUACUGAGGUUGUUAUCUCUCCUUUAUUGUUAUAAAUAUAAAUAUAAUU